Messenger RNA from Glarea lozoyensis ATCC 20868, 666 nucleotides. RefSeq lists its product as uncharacterized. NCBI's taxonomy places the organism in Eukaryota, Fungi, Ascomycota, Leotiomycetes, Helotiales, Helotiaceae. The record is from RefSeq and is a predicted model, not a curated record. The coding region runs from base 1 to 666 and encodes 221 amino acids. The transcript has 5 exons.
AUGGUUUAUUAUUUCACUUCAAAUGUUGUGUCGCCUAGUGCCUUCAUUUACGUAGGAAAGGAUAAGGUCGAAAACGAGGAUCUCAUAAAAUAUGGCCUUGAAGAGGAUGUCUGGUUUCAUGCCGAUAAGCUCUCUAGCGCUCAUAUAUAUCUUCGCAUGAAUGAGGGAGAAACUUGGGAGACUAUUCCUCAGGACGUGCUUACAGAUUGCGCCCAAUUGACAAAAGCCAACUCUAUUGAAGGCUAUAUUUCUAACGGUCGAGUAGGGAACAAGAAAGACAAUGUUACCGUGAUUUAUACACCGUGGUCGAAUUUGAAGAAAGAUGGUAGUAUGGCGGUCGGACAAGUGUCCUUCAAGGACAACAAGAAGGUCAAGAGAAUAAUUGUCACCCAACGAGAAAAUCCUAUAGUCAACCGUCUGAAUAAGACGAAAGUAGAGAAAUUCCCAGAUCUCGGAAUGGAAAAAGAAGAGAGACUGAAAUCCUUGCGAAAGAAAGAUCAGGCUUCAAAGUUAGAGCGCAAGAAAGAAGAAGCCAAAAUAGCUCAGGAACGGAAAGAGAAGAAGUGGCAGAAGGAGCAUGCCUAUGAUGAGCUGUUUACUGGCGAAGAUCCUGAGGAAGCAAAUAAUCAGUAUCAGGAUGGGAAUGACUCGGAUGAUUUUAUGUAA